AAGUGAUAUGGGGGGUGGGGCAUAUGUGUUUUGCAGCUAUUUGUCAAAUGUAACUAAAACUGUAAUCAUGGAAGUUAGAAAAAGCAUCUGUAAUUUAAUGACAUAUUUUCUCACAGAAAUAUAAUGGAUUACAGUUACAUAGAUGUUGCAAUUCAAUUGCGUCAUCUGGUUACAUGUAAUUUUUUACUGUCCAACACUGUGCCUGCACUUCUACUGUGUUGUGAGAUGACUUGCUGAAAAAGUUGAAAUACUACAAAUAAACCGCAAGGUGGCAGCAAUGCGCUGACUGUUACUGGUUACUCUACCGGAAAUAAUGGAGUCGAAGAAGGAAAUAGUAUCCCACUAUGGGGCCGCCCCGUCUAAUGGCGAGCUAACAGCAGCAACACUAUAAGCGACUUACACUGACUUAGGAUGUGUUGUAACGCCGAAAAGCGUCAAUAAUGUAGUUUUAUUUUUAUUUUUAUUUUAGCUCCGCCAUUCCGACUUGGGGCUCGUUCUCACUACGCUCGAUAAUGCCGAAGAUGAAACUACGGAAUAAAACGACCGAGGAAGGUGGCGACGAAACGACCGAGGAAGAUGCGUUGGAUCAGUCGGAACGCCAACAUGUUCCCAGUGUGGUCUGUCCCACCUCCGUGUCCAACAGGCUGGAGCGUUCUCCCAAAGGCCAAGCGUAUCCACCCCAGCUGGACAAGGAGACUGUCUUUGAAUGGUUCGGCCUUCAUGUAAACCCUGCCAAGCGAAUCGAGUUCAUGUGCGGGCUGAUGCAUAUGUGCCAACCCCUGGAGCUUCGCUUUUUAGGAUCUUACCUGGAGGAUCUGGCUCGGAGGGAUUAUCACGUUUUACGGGACUUUGAGUUCCGUGCGAAUAAUCCACACGAGUUGGGGAUUUUAACGGACUUAAUCGACCCGGUUGUGAGGUCCAAACUACUGGUGUGUCUUUCCCUCCUCGGGUCUGACAGCAGAGAAUGCGCCGGGAUACUCUUUCGUAUACUGAGCCAUGUAGAUCCGUCCCUGUUCUACAAAAAAUACGACUACUCCCUGCGUUCAUUCAGGGACCCCGAGCACCACCACUCGUUCCAUCCGGAUGGGAACGCUUGCAAACAAACGUGCGGCGUCUCGAGCAACGAAAUCCCCGCAGGACCUUUGGACCAGUUAGCCCUUCUUUUCAGUAUGGCCUCGCUACACCCAGCUUUUCAUUUUCACCAGCGCGAGACGCUUCGGACUCAACUUGACAAAAUUGAGCUCGCAAUAGAAGAGGGCGGACGUCAGCUUCACAGAAACGAACAAACAACAACAGAGCUGCCAGGCCAGAAGGUUGAAUAUCUUCCGUCUUCAUCUCUGGGUUUGGGGGAAUGUGCAGACUCCCAUCCUCCUUGCCAGAGUCGACGUUCCAGACGCGGGGCAAUACAAAGAGAAGCGGUGCAUAUAGAGGCAAUCGUGCUCAAGUGUAUCUCUCUGACCAGAAUAGACAAGGAAUACAACUUUGAGGUGAAGUGGUCAGACUCCUCCUCUAGUAAUGUGACCAAAACUCAUCUGGAACUGGAAAAUUUCCUUUUUAAGCUUCCUAAAGAUCAGUGCACUGAGUCAUUUAAGAAGGGCCUCCUGAGACUUUUAAGCCAGGGCGACCACUAUGAGAGCAGAGAGGACGACAAAAGCCUCAGGGAAAAGUUCCUUGCUGCUCCUCCAGUUUUCAGACAGACCAGGAAGGUGUGCAGCUUCUUCAAUUGUGACUCCAGUUACUCUACAAAACCAUCAAAUUGCCGUUGUAUAGAAUCCUACAGCCAGGGCCACAAGAAAAAGCAUGGAGCCAAGAAUAUAAAUCAAAGUCUGUCUAGUGCAAAAGGCCCCCAGGGAGAUAAUCGGAGGGGGCCUCAUGUCGCUGAGCUCAGUGGUCCAGCAGAAAGGAGGAAGAGAGGUUUCAAUUUGAGAAGCGUGCCAGAACCUGAUCAGGAUACAGAGAAGAGAAGCCACCCAGGAGCCAAGACAAAGAGCAGAGUCCUCCCAGCAGAUAGAGACACAGAAAGGGGAUCUUCAUAUGUCACCAAUGGUAAUCUGGCACCAACACAUUUGCCUCAGAAGAAAGGUUUGGUAGCUGUUGCGGUUUCUGGUAUGGACACCUUUGGUGAAACAUCUUCAGAGAGCUACAGCUCUCCAUCAAGUCCUCAACACAGAGGAGCAGAAAGUCUAGACAGUGAGGAUGAUCAUAAUAGAGAUACUGACAGCCACUCUGAUGACUCCUGCAAAGUACCAGGCCCAGGCAUGUUCUUCGCCCAUCAAACUGAUCCGAGUGUCGUGGGAAACCCCAUGUCUGUCCACCCUUUGUCCCCUAACAACCACACAGCCCAGAUAGACUUCCCCGGCCCUGAGAACAACAUCCAGUUCCCCCCUCUUUCCUUCAUGCAUCCUCCACCUGACGUGCUCCCUAAUGGCGCCUGUGACCCUCCACUGACAGGGCCUCCGCCUCCCAACCAAAGCAUUCUCCCAGAUGGAAAGCCACCUUCUGGUCCGCUGAUGAUGCCGAUGCCUCCUGGGGUUCCAGUUAUGCCGGCCCUCGGUGAACUAGAAAAAAGGGACAUGAUGCCAACUUUCGGCGUUCUGUCUAUGGGCUUUCAACCUGGUGUGCAGCCUAUGGUCCAGAGGUUCAAAACAGCUUUGCCACUUAGCCAAGGUGGUCAUGAUGCCUUGUCAGAGAGCACUUCUACUCCUGUUGCCUCCCAGUCCGCACAACAAGCCCCGGUGCGAGCUAUCGGCGCCACGUCUUCCGGACUCGCUAUGUACCCCUCCUCGCUGCCCUGCCAGGACGCCAGCGCUCUAAGUUCUGGCCUGACACGCUCACUGCCUCUGGGAGAGGCUUCACACGCCAAACACCCUGGUUUAACCUUACCCUCUGGUCUCUCUCUGCCAUCUCCCUACACUUUGUCCCCGGGAGGUGCACCUGCAGCUACCGGACUAGUACCCAUUCCUCCAGCUGUACCCACGCACACCCCAGGCCCUGCUCCCAGUCCAGCACUCGCUCACAGCACGGCACUUAGUGACUGUCGAUCUUACAGCAAUGCCAGUGCUUCCUGUGACAAUCCUGUCUCUCUUCAACAAACUCAGCAGCAGCAAGUGCCCCCCCAGCAGCCAGCACCACUACAGCAACAGCAUCUGAUGGGCUGCGGCACUUGCGGCUGCCACAACAACUGUGGCAGCCGAGGUGUGAGUGGCUGCCAAGCGCCGCUGUUCUUCCCCAGCCACCAAAUGGCGGCAGCGGUGCGGCAGGUCUUCAGCGUCCCGCCGCCUCUCUUCCAACUGACGAGCCUGUGCAUCAACAGCUACCUCACCCAGGGGCAGCCACCCCACCAUGGCAACGGGGCCGCCACCCUGCCCACAUUCUACCCCACUGCCCCACCCCCCGGCCACCCUUCGGCCUACGGCCACCUCCAUUCACAUUCACAAAGCCACGCGGACGUGCCGUCGCACAUGCUGAGCACGCAAGUGGUGGCGGCCGCGGCGGCCACGAGCUACAACCUCCAGCAGCAGAUGACGCCCGUUGCGUCGUUCCAACGCAUUUACCAGCAGGUCUACCCCAAUCCCCUGGGGAUGCUUCAAGCUGCUACUCUGGGAGGCGGCGGAGUCAACAAGAAGAAUGGGAGCGUGUCCUGUUCUAACUGCGGUGUGAGCGGACACUACGCUCAGGACUGCAACCAACCCUCCAUCGACUCCACACAGCAAGGUGGCUUCCGGUUAAAGUAUGCAGCUUCACACGCUGCAGAGGCACUCGACGGCGCUGACUGAAAAAGUAGAGUUGUUUCUACGGUGACGGUGGUCCGCCCUUCUUCCUGACACUUCCGUGUGCUCAAAAAGAGCGACAACAACAUAAAUACAGGAGCCUUCUCAGAGAAAGCGUAACCUGCUAAGGGCUCAGCGGACAAAGCCGACAAAAAGUAUUUGUGCCUAAACCUUGUUCACAGGAAGUGAUUUCAAUGUCUCAUGCACAUGAGUUCCCCCCUUUCAGUUGAUUUUGGCUAUUUUUGCACUGAGGGUUGGAAAACGUUUAACUUAUUACUACUUGAUUAUCAUGGUUGUUAUUAUUACUUGAGCGCUUUUAGAGACAUUUUAGUUUUUAAAGUGAAGAUAAGCCUGAGUGACAACAAACAAAAAGCUUUGCGUAUUUAUGCUUUGUCGACAUUACUGUUCUUAGAAAGGUUUGACUGAUUUUUUUUUUUUUUUUUUUUUUUAAAUAACGAUAAUCAAAAUUUAAUUCAUUGUUAAGAAAAUAAUUGUUUUGACCUCACUGUAAGUUCUUGAAUGUACACCACCUGUACGGCUCCAGCACACCUGCGACCCUAGUGAGGAGAAGUGAUACAGAAAAUGGAUGGAAGGAUGUUUUUUUCCCUAAUGUGCACUAACAAAAUGAGAGGGGAAACGAAUCUCAAGCCAGGGCUUUACUCUGUAUAGUUAACAUUGCUUGUUGCCUGCAGAUACUGUAAACACACAAAAGAAAAUUGAGUUUUGAUUUGGUCCAGUAAGUACAGUGAACCCCCUCAUAUUCAUGGUUUGGCAUUUGCGAGUUCACAAAUUCUUUUUUUUUUUUUUAAACUUGCUGAAAAACUUACCUCUUUUUUGUUUUUGUUUUGUUUGUUUUUUUUUUGCUGAGGCCAAACGAAUAAAAGCAUUGCUUUGCCUCCAUCUUGUUGCCAAGGAGCUAAGUUGAAGGAGCUUCAAUCAGAAAAGAAAAUGUGCUUUGCCAUCGUCUUGUGGCAUCGAGGCUAUUUUUGGUAUUGGCAGUAGUGGGUUUCACUGUACUGACCAGUUGGCCUUAUAUAGGACUACAACACAGUCUUAGGAAGUGCAGUAUCUAAAGCAUCAGCACGCUUCAAAUGUGUCAAAAGGACAUUAACAUGGGCAACCGACCAGUCGGUGGAAGCUAACGUGGAUCAGGUUCAACUUGCAGUGUUUCAAAAUUUUCAAGUUAAAAAAUAGAAUUGUUAAUUCAUAUUUAAUGCAUUUUAUGUAUAAAUGCUUUAUACAUUUAGUUCAUUUCAGGUGCAUUUACAUUCAAACAAAAUCUCAUUCAACUUUGGUGGUGACAUAAUUUGCCCUGUGGGUCUGGAUUUGUGACCCACAAAGUUGCACACACGAUCAAGCGCAGUUUUUUGUUUUUUUUUUGCCGCACCAAUUUCAAAAUGUAUCAAGCUAUAUGAUUGAUCAUCAAGCAGGUACACAAACCUGUUCUUUAUCAUCAUUAAUUGAUAUACAGCAAAUGUCAGUGGCAAAAGAUUAAAUAUUUCAAUAAUUCUGCG
Phyllopteryx taeniolatus (common seadragon) is the source of this 5284-nucleotide messenger RNA. It is a transcript of the gene zcchc2, whose product is annotated as zinc finger, CCHC domain containing 2. Gene Ontology annotation, molecular function: nucleic acid binding; zinc ion binding. The coding region runs from base 513 to 3776 and encodes 1087 amino acids. The record is from RefSeq and is a predicted model, not a curated record. The transcript is spliced from 13 exons. NCBI's taxonomy places the organism in Eukaryota, Metazoa, Chordata, Actinopteri, Syngnathiformes, Syngnathidae.